This is a messenger RNA of Propithecus coquereli (Coquerel's sifaka), 449 nucleotides long. RefSeq names its product thioredoxin (gene TXN). Gene Ontology annotation, molecular function: protein-disulfide reductase activity. The transcript has 4 exons. The record is from RefSeq and is a predicted model, not a curated record. NCBI's taxonomy places the organism in Eukaryota, Metazoa, Chordata, Mammalia, Primates, Indriidae. Bases 141 to 416 code for a protein of 91 amino acids.
UGCGCGCAGCCGCACGCCCCGCCCCGUCCCGUCGCUAUAAAGGGAAGGCGGGCUGCGCGCUCUCCCCUAAACUCGAUUUGCCGACUUGGAUCCAUUUCCAUCGGUUCUUAGAGUGGCUCGUGAGCCCCCCAACAGUGAAGAUGGUGAAACAGAUAGAGAGCAAGGUUGCUUUUCAGGAAGCCUUGGAUGCUGCUGGAGAUAAACUUGUAGUAGUUGACUUCUCCGCCACGUGGUGUGGGCCUUGCAAAAUGAUCAAGCCUUUCUUUCAUUCCCUCUCUGAAAAGUAUUCUAAUGUGGUGUUCCUUGAAGUAGACGUGGAUGACUGUCAGGAUGUUGCUUCAGAGUGUGAAGUCAAAUGCAUGCCAACUUUCCAGUUUUUUAAAAAGGGACAAAAGGUACGUACAUCUCACCUUUAACAACUCUUAACUGGACAAGAGGAAAACUGGUAU